AUGUCCCGAAACGUACAUUGGCCUCGAUAUGAGUCGAGUAACAGUACUCACUCCGGCCGCAGCGACAGCGACCGUUCGGACGAGACAAAUCCGACCGAGUACAGUGACCGGCGUCCCUCUCUGGUCCAAGCAGAGACACGCGACGGGCGCCGUGAACAAAGAAGCGAUCCAGACUACUUCGCCUCUAGAAAUUUCAACGACGAAUAUGAGACGUACCCUACCCGCGCCUCCGUUGACACAUAUGCUUCGACCAGCGAAGAAGAACUCGCCGACGACGACCUCGACGAUAUGCCCACCUACCAGGUCCCGCAAUGCAAUCAUGUGCCGCUGCAAAGCGAAGCCAUCCCCACAACGCCACGCGAUUUCGCAGAGCUCUUCCCUACAGGCAAGCGCAUAUCGAUACGGCACGACGAUGCCACCAUAGACGGGAAUAUGAACCUACGCGUGGAUACGCAGGUCGAGGAACGGGGACACAGGAAGCAUAACUACACACUCUUCCAUUUGCGCAUGCAGGACUUGCGCACUCGCGAAUUCUCGUUGCGUCGGUACUGCCGAGAGUCUGGUCGUGAAGUCUGCCAUUCAAUACGAAAGUACCAGAAGCCUCCAUCUGAGAGGCCAGUCUUGCAGCGCGCAAGCACAGCUCUGGCCAACUUGGUCAAAUCUGACUCUAGACCCUCGACUUCAGCGGGCCUAAAGCGUACAGACUCUGGGUAUGAAUCUGUGCCUAGCCAUGUCGCAGCGGAGCUUGGAGAAGGACCCAAACCCAAGUCUGUUGGCUAUGCAAAAGGCCGGGCAUUGAUGCCUACCAACACCAUCAAACUGGAGUUCUCCAACUAUGCACACCUUGACGUCAAGCGAAGAGGUGCGAAGUCAUACAAACGUUACGCUUUCGAAUACUGGGGCCACGAUUACUCCUGGAAGCGCAUUGUCAAGAAGGAAGCUGAACAUGAGAGUGUGUCUUACUACCUCGUUCGCGACGACAAUGACAAGGAGCCUCUGGCACACAUCUGUCCUGUGCGAUUGACUGCGGAGGAGGCACAUGAUGAGCAAGCACGAGGAGGCUGGGUCCCACCGUGUUACAUGCGCAUCACCGAUGAGCAGAUCUUGCGUGUCGUUGUAGCAACAGGCCUCAUGGCUCUUGUGGAUGACUGCAUCAAGCGUCGCUUCCACUCCACGCAGAGCACGCAGUUACACAUUCCACUCAUACGUAAUGCCAGCUUCAAAAUGAACAUGGAGUACAUCGGCCCUAAACGGCUAAUUGACGAGAUGUUCAGUCGAAAUACUGGUCCCAAGAAGCCGUCAUCCGGACAGCGCCGUGUCCCGGCGCCAGCAUGA
Molecule: messenger RNA, 1335 nt
Organism: Parastagonospora nodorum SN15
Lineage: Eukaryota; Fungi; Ascomycota; Dothideomycetes; Pleosporales; Phaeosphaeriaceae
Exons: 2
Coding region: 1-1335 (444 amino acids)
Source: RefSeq, a predicted model, not a curated record